UUCAGAGGCGUUUCUGUCUGUUUGCCUAUAAAUGAGCUCUCACUCUUCUGUGUCUGGCACACUCUCAGCCAGAGCAGCAGCCAUGGCCAUCUGUUCAUCCUCUUGCUUCGUCUCCUUGCUGUUGAUCUCGUCUCUCUUGUUGGGUUCUUAUAGCUUAGUCUCUGAAGCACAGGAGACUCCGCCCUUGGUGAAGGGACUCUCUUGGACUUUCUACAAAUCGAGCUGCCCCAAGCUGGAAAGCAUUAUCAGAAGCGAGCUCAAGAAGGUCUUCAAGAAGGACAUUGGCCAAGCUGCAGGCUUGCUCCGUCUUCACUUCCAUGACUGCUUUGUUCAGGGAUGCGAUGGUUCGGUGUUGCUCGACGGUUCAGCCAGUGGCCCGAGCGAGAAGGACGCACCACCCAACUUAAGUCUACGCGCCGAGGCUUUUGAGAUCAUCAACAAGCUCCGCACCCUGGUCCACGAGAAGUGCGGACGCAUCGUCUCCUGUGCCGACAUCACCGCUAUUGCUGCCCGUGACGCUGUUUUCCUGUCUGGGGGUCCAGAUUACAAAGUUCCAUUAGGCAGGCGCGACGGGCUCGGCUUCGCUACAAGGAACGAAACGCUGGCUAACCUUCCAGCUCCCAGUAGCAAUACCAGCGUCAUUCUAACGUCAUUGGCCACCAAGAACCUCAACGCCACCGACGUCGUCGCGCUCUCCGGCGGCCACACCAUCGGUAUUGGCCACUGCACAUCGUUCACCGAUCGCUUGUAUCCCAGCCAAGACUCCACCAUGAACAAGUUCUUCGCCAAUCAACUCAAGCUCACUUGUCCCACGGCCACGACCGACAACACGACCGAUUUGGACAUCCGAAGUCCGAAUGUGUUCGACAACAAGUACUACGUGGAUCUCAUGAACCAGCAGGGGCUGUUCACCUCCGACCAGGAUUUGUACACCGACUCGAGGACUCGACCGAUCGUUACUAGCUUUGCACUGAACCAGACCCUGUUCUUCGAGAAAUUUGUGUACGCGAUGCUUAAAAUGGGUCAACUGAUUGUGUUGACUGGGACCCAAGGAGAGAUCCGUGCCAAUUGUUCGGCUCGCAACUCCGCUAGCACAUAUCUAUCAUCUAUCACCGACGAGGAACAAGGCGGGAGGAGCGCAGCGUUCUGAGCUUCUUUGUUUUUUGUGUGUUGAUCCCGCGAGGUUGACGUACUGAUGCUACAUGUUUCGCUUGUAGUCUGUAGGUUAUGGCUCAAGUUUUAAUGAAUAGAGCAAUAAAAGGAAAUUAACAUGGCUGAGAGGAGUUGGUAUGGCUUGGAA
Nelumbo nucifera (sacred lotus) is the source of this 1300-nucleotide messenger RNA. RefSeq names its product peroxidase 12-like. The record is from RefSeq and is a predicted model, not a curated record. NCBI's taxonomy places the organism in Eukaryota, Viridiplantae, Streptophyta, Magnoliopsida, Proteales, Nelumbonaceae. Gene Ontology annotation, biological process: response to oxidative stress; hydrogen peroxide catabolic process. Gene Ontology annotation, molecular function: peroxidase activity; heme binding.